AUGGUACAAGGGGACAUUGGGUGGCUGCUACCCUCAUCCAGCACUGCUGCAUCUCAUGGAAAGAAAUCUCAGCCUAAUAAUGAUGGCCCUCCUUCUGGGAGUAACAAGGGCAAGAUCCACGCAGUAAUCACCAAACAUAUAUUUGAGAAGGAUGAGAUGUAUAAGUCCAUGUAUGCUGAGGAUCAGGCAAAGUUCACACAGGCCAUGGGCAACCGUCUCACUUACUAUGUUUCUCAUAUACUUCCUCCCCCUUUUCUCAAGGGGAAAUAUAAGACCAAUUGUGCACACUUCAAGCAGACAGGGGCUGGAAUCAAUCCAGAGGAUCCUGGCACUGCAGUUAAUCUGCUAGCACAAGUUUUAAAUGACUUCCCAUGGUAUGAGGAUCUUGAUGAAAUCUAA
This is a messenger RNA of Suillus subaureus, 399 nucleotides long. RefSeq lists its product as uncharacterized. The transcript has 4 exons. Lineage: Eukaryota; Fungi; Basidiomycota; Agaricomycetes; Boletales; Suillaceae. Bases 1 to 399 code for a protein of 132 amino acids. The record is from RefSeq and is a predicted model, not a curated record.